Messenger RNA from Xyrichtys novacula (pearly razorfish), 939 nucleotides. The record is from the annotation of a GenBank genome assembly. Lineage: Eukaryota; Metazoa; Chordata; Actinopteri; Labriformes; Labridae.
AUGCUGAAUCUUCAACGGUACAACAUCAAAUAAAGGAAAUGUCAAGAAAAUAAAGAAACAUGUAAAACAACAACAACAAAAGGAAAAUAAUAAAACAAAACUGAAAAAGGAGGAGGGUUGGUAUUGUGAUAAAAAAAACCAAAAUAACAAGAUUCGACAGAAGAAAGUUCAUUUGUAGUUCUAAACAUGUUUGGGGUGUUUGUUACUCACUUUUUGUCACUCCCACUACGUUGUUUAUCUCACUUACAGCGUCCAUUAUAAUUUGGCCAAUUAUGCAAUUAUGCAAAUUUGCAGAUGAAAUCAUUUAGCAACUUUUAUGACAGCCAAUAGCUACUUUCCUUACUGAGGAGUUGGCAACACUGCAUAGAUAUGCACAGCCACAUGAAAUUUGGUACACAGAUCAGGAGGGGUGUCCUCUUGAGGGCGCCAUUGUCAAAAUGGAGAUCCAACUAAUAUUGGCUCCAUAGCGCUCCCUACAAAAUUUUAAGAUGUAGGCCCUGCUCCUGUGUGUGACCCAAACCCCACCUGUGGGGUUUUAUAAAAAUCAGGUGGACGGUUAAUAAGAAUCUUACAGACGUCAGCAAAGACCUGGAGAGACAGGAGGCAGAACCAGCUGCAGCAUCAGACCCCAACUCUCUGGACGUGUCCCUGGGAAGCGAGUCGUCUCGGUCAGAUGUGGAGUCCACGGAGGAGGUCAAACCCACACCGAGCAGCGAGGACGAAGUCUCGACGGCGUCUGACGUCCUGGAUGACGAGGCUAACGUGAGCAAAUCACCUGAGAGCUCCGACGAACCCGCAGAGGACAAACCUGCCUGCGCUGAUCCGUCUCCUCAGGCGCAGACAGAAACUGAGAGCGUCAGCGUGGGCAUGUGCAGAGCAUCUCAUCCAGGCGUGUUCGUGACGCAGAUCUACAGCCAAACUCAAACUGUGUCUGUGUGA